This is a messenger RNA of Tinamus guttatus (white-throated tinamou), 3717 nucleotides long. The record is from RefSeq and is a predicted model, not a curated record. NCBI's taxonomy places the organism in Eukaryota, Metazoa, Chordata, Aves, Tinamiformes, Tinamidae.
AUGUGGGAAAUUGGCUGGGUGAUAAAAGGACACAGAGACAUGGAUGAAGAGACAAUCAUAAUGGGGCAGAAGGGACUUCAGUGUGAAAACCUCUGUAAUUAUGGUUUGGAGACUGAAAAUCUGAGAACACUCUCUCACAAGCUGAACGCUUCAGCCAAAAACCUUCAGAACUUCAUAACGGGUAGAAGGAGGAGUGGCCAUUACGAUGGCAGGGCCUCCAGACGACUGCCAAAUGACUUUCUUACCUCUGUAGUUGACCUGAUUGGUGCUGCCAAGAACUUACUAGCCUGGCUGGACAGGUCUCCAUUUGUCAGCGUGACAGAAUAUUCACUGCUGAAAAACAACAUUGUUCAACUGUGCCUGGAACUAACAACCAUUGUGCAACAGGAUUGUACGGUGUAUGAAACAGAAAAUAAAAUUCUUCAUGUGUGUAAAACAUUAUCUGGGAUUUGUGACCACAUUAUCUCGCUCUCAUCUGAUUCUCUGGUGUCACAGUCAGCACAUCUUGAGGUAGUUCAUCUCACCAGCAUUAUGCCCAGUGAGGGAUUGGGAAUGUACAUCAAGUCAACAUACGAUGGGCUACAUGUAAUCACAGGAACAACUGAAAAUUCUCCUGCUGACCAAUGUAAGAAAAUCCAUGCUGGAGAUGAGGUGAUCCAGGUCAACCAUCAAACUGUGGUUGGCUGGCAGCUAAAGAACCUCGUAAAUGCAUUGCGAGAAGACCCAAAUGGAGUGAUUUUAACAUUGAAGAAACGUCCUCAGAAUACCCUGGUUUCUGCUCCUGCCCUCCUGAAGAAUGUGAGGUGGAAGCCCCUUGCACUUCAGCCUGUAAUUCCAAGCAGUCCUACCAGCAGUUCUACUACCCCGACCGGUACAAUGGGCCUGUCCUCAAAAAUGGAGAACUCGGCACUCCAGGAUGUUUUUAUUCUGUCUCCUAUGUCAGGACUUUAUGGCCCCAGAGAUGAAAUUGGAAUAAUGUCUUGUGAUGACAUUAGCAAAUUUGGAAAGUCUGGAAUAAAAGGUUCUGAGUCUCCAAGCUAUUUUCUGGAUCAUGAAAGUGGGAAAUACUACACCUUAAUUGAAGGUGAGGGUCAUCCUGUGGGGUCUGAGUAUGAGCGAAGCAGAGCUGCUGGAGUGCGGAGAAGAGAAAAAACACCUACUCAUGGAGAUUUAAGGCCUGUUUCUAUGCCUACUGAGUACACCUGGACAGGGGAGUCAAAAGAACAAAACGUGUACAAGAGGGGAAGCAGAGCAGAAAAUUCUCUCCUGCGGUACCUGAGUGAUGACAAGAUCUUGGUGAUCCAAGAAGAACCUUUGAUGCAGAAAGACAACAAAAGGGACACAGGCCGUAGGUCAAGAAAAAAGGGCAAAAGCACAGGCAGCCCAAACUACCCCAUUAGUCCAUCUGUGCUAGCAUCCACUAUUAAUGUGAGGCUUGAACCUGGACAGCAAGAUGUCUUGAAUUUCUCGCUCGCUGAAAACAAUACAGUUCCGCUUUAUCACUCAUUCCAUUACUCUUCCCUCAGGGUAAAAACAAGAAAAUGGUCAAAAGGUGGCUCUCUAACAAGUGGAAGCAGAAGACGGAUUUCCUGCAAAGAUUUGGGACACGGAGAUUGUGAAGGAUGGCUGUGGAAGAAAAAAGAUGCUAAAGGUUACUUUACACAGAAAUGGAAAAAAUACUGGUUUAUUUUGAAGGAUUCUUCCUUGUACUGGUACACAAAUCAGAAUGAUGAAAAAGCAGAGGGAUUCAUCAGUUUACCCGAGUUCAGGAUAGACAGAGCCAUCGAAUGCAGAAGGAAACAUGCCUUCAAAGCCUGCCACCCCAAAAUUAAGAGCUUCUACUUUGCAACAGACUGUCUUGAAGAAAUGAAUAGAUGGAUGAAUCGUCUGGGCCUCGCGGCAAUUGGUUACACACCUGAUGACAAGGACAUUCAUCCCGAUGAAGCAGAUUACUGGAGUGAAAGCGACCAGGAUGAUGUUGAUGGCUCUUCAACGCUGAAGCAGGAAGGCUCUUCAACACUGUGCGACACCUACCAUCGAACACCCUCAGUGAAUUCUUCAAGUCCCUUUCCUGAACCCAAACACGGUCGGCACUUUUCAAGUGAAUCAACCUACUCUCAUUCUUCCGCGGAGGAUUCCCGGCAGGACGCAGCAGGCAGCACACACUCGUCAGGGUGCAGGCCUCCUUACCGAGAAAGACGUUCUUGGCAGGAUCUGAUAGAGACCCCAUUAACCAGUUCAGGGCUCCAUUUUCUUCAGACUGUUCCUCCUGAUACGGAAUACAUGAGUGGCCGGCCUGGAAUGUCCCCAGAGAAACGAAGACAGGCAACGUUGCCAGUUCAGAGGCGUCACAAUCAUGAGCGGGAUGGGCCUUUCCCCUUGGCGGAGUGCCAAAGAGGACACAGUUCCCAUCGGCCACAGAAGCAACGUAGUCAGAGCCUUCCACGAAACAGAGAUGUCCGUGUUAAGGGGCGUAUGAAGUCCAUGGAAGUAGCAGAAGAAAAGACAGAAGAGAACAUACUUAUUAGAAGGCAUAAUAGUUUCUGUACAGAAGAAACCAAAAAUGAGACUGAAGAGAAUACGGACGGUUUGCAAGAGCUGUAUAAGUCUCUGGAACAAGCUAGCUUAUCAGCUUUUGGAGAACAGCGUCCUUCCACCAAGCAGGAGUUCCGCAAGUCUUUCGUCAAGAGAUGCAAUGAUCCAGUUAUCAAUGAAAAACUUCACCACAUCAGAGUUCUCAAGAGCACUUUAAAAGCGAAGGAAGGAGACCUCACAGUUAUCAACAGCCUUCUGGAUGAUCCUGACUUAACAUCAAAGAAGUUUAAAGAUUGGAAAAUAAAGAACUAUGAGUUUUUCCUGGACAUUUGUGAGUACAGUUCUGCUCCGAAAUCACAGAAUGGAGGCUCUGAACCUGCAACCUCAGCACCAAUGCUGACACACACACAUUCAUUCAUUGAAACUCACGUGUGACAGGACUAGUAUCAUGAGUAAUUGCUGGGUGCCAAGAAAAAUCCAAUAAGACAAACACUGUAAUAGUUAUAAAUAAUGUACUCAGCAGUAUUGUAAAUAGGCGGGAUUAGAGAAUAGUGCCACAGGAUGCCUACAACAUUGCAUGAUAAGACAAUAAUAUUCUUUCUGAAUUUUUCAUUUGGUAUGAUCAACUGAUGUUCGUAUCAAGCUCUGCAUUAGAAAGAAGCAGUGCAGAAGUGUAACUGAAAAUUAAUUCCAGUAUAUUUAAAGUACUGUACUAAAGUUAAGCUUAUAGUAUGAGCUCUUACAAUCAUUUUAUAUAUUUAGAUAUAGAUAUACAAACAUAUCUAUGUAUAUAAAAUGUAACAUGGUAGUUGACAUUUACUUCUAAAAUGCCCUAAAACUCACAUUUUCACGCAUCUUUCUUGUGAAAAUAUACAAUGAAAACAUAAAUGUAUUGGCCACUCUUAGAGACGAACAUUUAUUUUUGCAACAUUUCCAGAUAGUGACCAUCUUUGCAAAUAAAGGACAGAGUUGUCAAAAUGUAAACUCAAUCCCUAUAGUGUGCCUUAAAAUGUACACUGUACAUCUAGCAAAUAGAUCCCAAUGUGGCCCUAUGGGCAUACUGUACAUGACAUUUAGAUACUGUGUUUGUAGAAUAAUGUGCCUGCCUUUAACAUGAAUGACUAUAAGCAAGUAGGUGUGGCACAGAAAUUAAGAUAUGAGUAGAACAAUGUUGGUCGUUCG